AUGGGUGAUACUGGGAAUGACAAUGAGGAUUCCGCUUGUCCUACAAGUUUUACGCCAGUGAACAUGCAAAUACAACCACCAAAGGUGUCUGUUAAUGUCCAGCCUCUUUAUCAAACUGGUACCUCGGCACCAGUAAACUUUCCAGCAGGAUCGAGCACCAACCUUGGAGAUAAUCUAGCAAACCCUCAGGUCCCUGACUUCGACGGCGCAGCAGAGGUGGAAAAGAAAAAGGCUGAGGUCCCAAAACGAUUUGAGGAUCGAUGCAAAUGGUUGGAGGAAAAGUUCAAAGAGUUAGAGGAUGCUGAUCAUUACUGCGGAAUCGAUGCAAAGGAACUGAGUUUGGUCCCGGACUUAGUAUUUCCCCCAAAGUUUAAAAUGUCGGAGUUUGAAAGAUAUAACAGAACCAGCUGCCCUGAGGCUCACAUUACAAUGUUUUGUCGAAGGAUGAUGGAGUAUGUCAACAAUGAUCAACUGUUGAUCCAUUGUUUUCAGGACAGUUUGAGUGGGGCUGCAGCGAAAUGGUACAAUCAAUUGAGUAGGACCCAAGUCAAGUCGUGGAAGGACCUAGCUCAGGCCUUCAUGAAGCAGUACGGUCAUAUAACGGAUAUAGCACCUGACCAGAUCACACUCCAGAAUAUGGAGAAGAAGCCAAGUGAAAGCUUCCGGCAGUAUGCUCAGAGAUGGAGAGAGGCCGCUACACAAGUCCAACCACCGUUGCUAGAAAAAGAAAUAACCAUGCUCUUCGUCAAUACAUUGAAGGCGCCUUUCAUUACUCACAUGUUAGGUAGCGCAACCAAGAGUUUCGCGGACAUAGUAAUGUCUGGCGAAAUGAUAGAAAAUGCCAUAAGAUCGGGUAAGAUAAAAGUUGGGGAGAACACGAGAAGGUCAGCCCUGAAGAAAAGAGAGAAUGAAGUAGGUAAUGUGAGCUCAAGCUACGCAAAACCUGCCACUGUUAAUCAAUCAAGGGCGAUAGUCACAGUGGCUCCUUUCCACUUGGAGCCGUUGCAGCCCCCAUACCCUAAGUGGUAUGACGCAAAUGCUCAGUGCGAAUACCACGCAGGGAUUACGUGGCACUCGAUAGAAAACUGUACCUCGUUCAAAAGGUGUGUGGAAAGGCUUAUCAAAGCAGGUGUUGUAAAAUUCGAUGAUACACCUAGUACGGGAAAUCCGUUGCCCAGUCACACUGACAAAGGUGUAAACGCGAUAAUUGAGAAUAUGGGGAGGAAAGUCAAGCUGAAUAUCGUGGAGGUGAUAACCCCAUUGAAGCUAGUUUGGAAGGAAAUGCAUAAGAGAAGUUUAGUCCCGCAGGGGUUGAGGAAUAAAGUCCAAGAUACACGGAACUACUGUGAGUUCCAUUAUGAGAAAGAUCAUGAAAUUCAGAAUUGUAUUGAGUUCAGGGCUCUAGCACAUGGUCUAAUGGAUAAUAAAGAAUUGGAGUUCCUCGAGUCUGUCGAAGAGGAGGAUGUAUACUCUCUAGGAGGAGAGUCAAGUGAAGAAGGCUGCAGAGUUAGCCGUCCAGUGAUAAUUAUUUCGAAGCCCAUAGUUAUUGAAGUAGAAGCAAGAGUCACACCUAGAGUUAUAAUUCAGAGGCCAACAGCUCCCCCUUAUAAAGAUAGCCGUAGGGUGCCUUGGAAUUAUAACUGUAGUAUAGCAGUUUCAGAGAAAGAGGGUUCGAUUGACACACCAAACACAGAAGUCAAACCAGCAAAAGGGAAACCUGUCAUGCUCAAGCAAGAAAUCGAGAGAUCAGAACCACUGGUUAAUGAGCCAGUAAUAGAAAAUGAGGCCAAGGAGUUCUUGAAAUUCCUAAGACACAGCGAGUAUAGUGUUGUGGAACAAUUGCACCAACAAUCGGAUCGCAUAUCUGUAUUGGCUCUGCUGCUAAAUUCGGAGGUCCACCGCAACGCACUGAUGAAAGUGUUGAACGAAACCUAUGUUGCAGAUGACAUUUCGGUUAACAAAUUAGACCGUCUCGUCGGCAACAUAAGCGCUAACAAUUUCAUCUCAUUCAGCGAUGAUGAGAUACCUCUAAGGGGUAGGGGGUCUACUAAGGCUCUACACAUUACUACACGUUGCAAUGGGUAUACACUACCUGGAGUACUGAUCGAUAAUGGGUUCACAUUAAACGUAUUGCCUUGGUCUACAUUAAACCGUUUACCUAUAGACAGCUCCCACAUGAAGACACGUCAGAACAUAGUGAGAGCGUUUGACGGCACAAAAGGAAAGUGA
Gossypium arboreum is the source of this 2229-nucleotide messenger RNA. RefSeq lists its product as uncharacterized. The record is from RefSeq and is a predicted model, not a curated record. Lineage: Eukaryota; Viridiplantae; Streptophyta; Magnoliopsida; Malvales; Malvaceae. Bases 1 to 2229 code for a protein of 742 amino acids. The transcript has 2 exons.